AUGGUAGCCACAGGCUCAGGAGUAAAAGUCCCUCGAAAUUUCCGACUGUUGGAAGAGCUGGAAGAAGGCCAGAAAGGAGUAGGCUACAGCACAGUUAGCUGGGAUCUGGAGGACAAUGAGGACAUGACACUUACAAGAUGGACAGGCAUGAUAAUUGGGCCUCCAUUGGUGGAUCUGAGUGCCAUAGCAGUGCUGGCAAAGUGGCAGAACUCCCACAGCACCAAAGUCAUCCUGCAGGAACUGCGGCGCCUGAUGAUGUCAAAAGAGAACAUGAAGCUGCCACAGCCACCAGAAGGACAGUGUUACAGCAAUUAGUCACCAAGGCCCUGGCCUC
Messenger RNA from Mastomys coucha (southern multimammate mouse), 334 nucleotides. RefSeq names its product ubiquitin-conjugating enzyme E2 variant 1-like. NCBI's taxonomy places the organism in Eukaryota, Metazoa, Chordata, Mammalia, Rodentia, Muridae. Bases 1 to 315 code for a protein of 104 amino acids. The record is from RefSeq and is a predicted model, not a curated record. The transcript is spliced from 2 exons.